Messenger RNA from Acanthosepion pharaonis, 2004 nucleotides. The record is from the annotation of a GenBank genome assembly. Lineage: Eukaryota; Metazoa; Mollusca; Cephalopoda; Sepiida; Sepiidae.
AUGCUGUCAUCACAAAAAAGUAAUUCCUUCGUUGCAUUUUUUAUUUCCUUUAUUUCUUUAAACUUCAUUUUUCAUUUAAAAAAAUGUCUCUAUUCUUUACUUUUUCUAAAAACUCCGAUUCUAUCUCUCUAUCUAUCUAUCUAUCUAUCUAUCUAUCUAUCUAAGCUUAUUCUUAUCUUUCUCAGGCUCUAUCUAUCUAUCUAUCUAUCUAUCUAUCUAUCUAUCUAUCUAUCUAUCUAUCUAAGCUUAUUCUUAUCUUUCUCAGGCUCUAUCUAUCUAUCUAUCUAUCUAUCUAUCUAUCUAUCUAUCUAUCUAUCUAUCUGUCUAUCUAAGCUUAUUCUUAUCUUUCUCAGGUUGUAUCUAUCUAUCUAUCUAUCUAUCUAUCUAUCUAUCUAUCUAUCUAUCUAUCUAUCUGUCUAUCUAAGCUUAUUCUUAUCUUUCUCAGGUUGUAUCUAUCUAUCUAUCUAUCUAUCUAUCUAUCUAUCUAUCUCUUAUUCUUAUCUUUCUCAGGCUCUAUCUAUCUAUCUAUCUAUCUAUCUAUCUAUCUAUCUAUCUAAGCUUAUUCUUAUCUUUCUCGGGCUCUAUCUAUCUAUCUAUCUAUCUAUCUAUCUAUCUAUCUAUCUAAGCUUAUUCUUAUCUUUCUCGGGCUCUAUCUAUCUAUCUAUCUAUCUAUCUAUCUACGCUUAUUCUUAUCUUUCUCAGGAUCUAUCUAUCUAUCUAUCUAUCUAUCUAUCUAUCUAUCUAUCUAUCUAUCUCAUUCUAUUUAUAUCUCCCUAUCUCAUUGCAUUCAUCUCUGCUGCUGAUCCGAUUUUAAUUGAUGUCACUAUCCCCAUCUAUCUAUCUAUCUAUCUAUCUAUCUAUCUAUCUAUCUAUCUAUCUAUCUAUCUAUUUCAGUUUCUUCUUAUCUUUCUCGGGCUGUUUUGUCCAGCUCUAUCUAUCUAUCUAUCUAUCUAUCUAUCUAUCUAUCUAUCUAUCUAUCUAUCUAUCUAUCUAUCUCAAUUUUCUUUUCUGUUUUCUGAUGCAAAGUUUCGCCUCUUUUUCUUCCUCGUUUUUCAUCUCAUCUUUCUUUUUCUUGUUAUGAUUACUUAUUAUCUUUUAACUUCUUUCUUUCUUUCUUUCUUUCUUUCUUUCUUUCUUUCUUUCUUUCUUUUAUUUCUGUGUUCUAUUUACUAUCUUUUUUUUAUUUCAUUCCGUAUUUCUUCUUCAUUAUUACUUUCUUCUUAUUUCACUUUUCUUUCCUUUUCUUUCAUCUUUUUUUUUCUCUUUUUUUCUUCACUGAUGUCUUUUUUUCUUUUUCUCUACAUUUUCCCUCUUCCUCUUUUUCAUUCUCUCUCUUCCUGUUUUCCUCUGUGUUCGUCUCAUCUUUCUUGCCAAUCUUUUUUUUUGGAUUUCAUUUGUCGUUUAUUUUUGCUUUUAUUCAAACUUAACAUUUUCUUUCUUUCUUUCUUUCUUUCUUUCUUUCUUUCUUUCUUUCUUUCUUUGGUCCCUUCGUUCCUUCCUUCUUUAUUCACUUUAUCUUUGCCUUUCUUUCAUCUUUCUUUCCUUCUUUCUUUUUCUCCGCUUAUCAUUCGUCUUCGUUUGCUUUCUCUCAAACAAAAUUUUCUUUCAUUCUUUUUGUAUAUAUUUUCUUCAUCCAUGCACAAGUCCCUUUCUUAUAUUCCUUUAUUUCUUUAUUUCCUUUUUUCUAUUUCUCUUAAUUCUUUUAAUCAGUCUUCUCUAUUUUCUUUCUUUCAAAGAUUUUUUUUUUAUUAUCUUCGUAAAAAUACUUGGUUUUUCCUCUCUCUAUCUCCCUCUAUCUCUCUUUCUCUCUCUCCCUCCCUCUCUCUCUCUCUCUCUCUCUUUCUUGAACAUUUUCGCGUUUCUUAUUUUCUUUACUUAAUACUUUUCUCCACAGAAAAUCUCGUAAAAUCUUCCCAUCUCACCCACCACAACCUCAUGACACACCAUUAUUCUGUCUGGACACCGAUUCCUCCGUAUGCCAUCAAAACUCCGCGCGACUGCUGA